This is a messenger RNA of Ostrinia nubilalis (European corn borer), 1060 nucleotides long. RefSeq lists its product as uncharacterized. The record is from RefSeq and is a predicted model, not a curated record. NCBI's taxonomy places the organism in Eukaryota, Metazoa, Arthropoda, Insecta, Lepidoptera, Crambidae. The transcript has 6 exons. Bases 72 to 692 code for a protein of 206 amino acids.
CUUGACUGUGAGGUAAUUUCGGCAAACUAACCUUUUAGUUUUCGUGUAGCCAUCGGACGGGUUAAUUUACCAUGUGGAUCAUCUGUUACUGCAUCUUGUCACUGGUGUUUUUAACAGUACUAAAUGGGCACAUUGAAACCAGUAGACAAAGGCGAUAUCUCGUGUUCACGCAGAGUACACAGUGGGGCGUAUUCGGGACUGUGUCCGUCCCACUCCACCCAGAGGCGACGGUGAGCGUGGCGUGGUUCUUUGAAGCCAACUACUACACCGUGGAUAACGGCACGUGGUUGGAACCACUACUCGGAGACAUUGGUGCUGUUGGUGAUAUAAGCAGAAAAGCCCGAAGUGAAUCACCAAGAGCAGAUAGCAAAAUACCAAAUAAUUUCUACACUAGAGCGAAUCUUUACGCUUUCAUAGAAUCCAUGUUGGAGAAGUAUGGCUACCCUGGACGAAGCUGUCUGUUGAUGAGCAUCUGCGAGAACGCAAGCGCAAUGUUCCACCACAACGGCGUCGUUGGAGACUUACUGCAUCUUAUUCUAACGCCAUCAGCGUCAAUGCUAGAAGAAGAAGUAGAAGACUCGUACUACGAAGCGGAAUACUACGGAAUGGCCGAAGAAUGCGGGAGAUACAGCAUACAAUGUCCUGAGAGCCCGUUGGAUCUAUUUUCAGUACAUGUAGAGAAAGCAUUAUAGCAAAAGUUUUACACAAACGUCAUAAAAUGAGAAUUAACUUUGAAUAUCAGGCAUGUUGAAACUAUGAAUUGAACUUGGCUUGACACCCUGCCGCGUGUCUAGAUGUACCUAAUUUUUAUAAUCUACCAGUAUGGAAACAAGUGUAGUCCGUUACUAUUGCAAUAUUUAAAUUGAAGAGAUAUCAGUGAACUAAUCAAUCAUUAAUUUAAGUUAUUUAAUACUGCCAGAAAUAACAAGAUAUUUUUGUAUUUGUAUAUUCCUUAUUGUUGCCGAAUUAUGGCUUCAAUUAUUGUUUUUUCAAAAGUAAGCGGAGUUUGAUGUCCUUCUUUAGAUAUUUUACUACAAAAAUAUGCAAAGUUAAUAGAGUA